Molecule: messenger RNA, 2487 nt
Organism: Spodoptera exigua (beet armyworm)
Lineage: Eukaryota; Metazoa; Arthropoda; Insecta; Lepidoptera; Noctuidae
Source: the annotation of a GenBank genome assembly
CUACAAUCUAAGUCAAGGAAAUGAAUAAAUAUAUACAAUUCAUUUAUACGCCGUUGAGUGCAGACGUGACAAUGUAUAGUGAGUGGAUCCUGUUACCCUUACUCAUCGUGGUUACGGCAGCCAAAACGCCCUAUAGUUACAUCAACAAAUGUUGUCCAGAAAAUUACGUCGUAGGCUACAGAAAAGCAUGCAUCCCAGCGAAUAGCACAACCACUAUCCCCUCAAAUUUAAAAGUAUACAACAAGGGCAUUGUGUACGUUGGCAACUUUAGUGACAUAUUUCGCAUCAAGCAGUACAAGUUUGCAGACAGGGCUUUUAGCAGCGCCGCAGUGGAUAUUCAGCCGAUGCCAGACAACAACCGUUUUAUUAUUGAGAAUGGCGGACUUGAAUGGGAGCAUCCGAAUUCGUACAACCGAUGGAUUGGUAUACCUCCUUCGAACUUCUGUAUCGACUAUAGGUUCAUAGAGAAGAAAAAUCUAACAAGACUUGGUUACUGGAUCACAAUACCCGGUAGCAAAGACACACCAAAGAGCAGCAUGUUUAUGACUUGUGCGACGCUGGUGUCCUGCUUCUUCAUGCUGUUGGUGCUGAUAGUGUACUCCUUACUGCCUGAACUCCAGAACCUAUGUGGUCUUAUCCUCAUGGCGUAUGUCGCCAGUCUGUUCAUGGCCUUCUUACUUUUGGCCAUCAUUCAGAUAAAAGUUCAUCCCUCGAUCACCUGUGUUGGAUUGACUUUUUCUAUCUACUUCUUCUUUUUGGCGAGUUUCUGCUGGAUGAGCGUGAUGUCAUACGAUAUUUGGUGGACUUUCAGAGGUUACGCUAAAGCCAGACCCAUCCAUCGUCGUGGAGAACGGUUUAAAUUCAUGAUGUAUUGCCUAUACGCGUGGGGUCUACCAUUGGCCAUGACUAUAGGUCUAGGUGUCCUUAACACUGUCGACAUGAAACAUCUGCCUUGGUUUGUGACUCCUCACAUACCAAUCCACGGCUGCUUCAUUGAAGGAGGUGAGAAGCUGUUAUACUUAUACAUGCCAAUGUUGAUUUUGAUUCUUUGCAAUUGGAUAUUCUACAUCUUGACUGCGUUCAAUAUUUGGAGGUUAAGUCGGGGAACUGCUAUGCUUGAUACUGCAGCAGCCGGUACGCCACAAGCACAUCGCACACACAGACAAAGAUUCAUGGUAUACCUCAAACUGUCAGUAGUGAUGGGAUUGAAUUGGUUGUUGGAAAUCAUCAGUUUCUUAUAUCCUGGCUUCAAGAUGUGGUAUUUAACUGAUUCGUACAACAUCCUCGUUGGAUUGGCCAUAUUCCUGAUAUUUGUAUGCAAGAAGAAAAUACUUAAGAAACUGGAUAAACGAUUCUUUCGCAUGCACGAGAAAAUGCACUGGAAUCCAUCGUCGAAGAGUUAUACCAGCAGCAUAUCGGAUUCAAACCAAGAAGCAGUUACUUUACAGAGUAAAAUUUCUUCUCAACCAAACGGCAUAGCGUUACACAACAGAAGUAGAAUGGACUAAAGGAGGAAAACAGCAUCCAAUCCUUUGAAAAAAGAAUUUUGCAAGAAAUUUGAAAUGCUGAAUAGAUUGACUGGAGCUCUAAUUAUAAUAACCGAUAAGGACGCGUCGAACGCCAUCAACUCAAUAAUGUUUCGCCGUGUGGUUGAGGUUACCAUAGGUCCAAUUCCUCCACCUCCUAGGGGGAGGUUGGCCUUUGCCAAUCCUUAAAUACACGAAACCCUUAUCCCUAAAAGGCUGGCAACGCACUCGUAACUCAUUUGGUGUUGCGGGUGGCCAUGGGCGUCGCCAAUUGCUUACGAGGAAAAAUAACGUACCUUAGUUGUGUCCCAUAGUCUGGUUGUGUUUAACUGUUUUUACAAGGUUUUAAAUGGUUUUUGUCAGUUGGUAAUAAAAUAUGGUAACGGUAAUUAGGAGAGGGACCUAAUUGGAGAAUUACCAAAAUAAUGUAGGAGAAAUGAGAGUAAGGUAGUUUAUUUAAAAUAACUACACACUCGCAAAUUAAUUGAGAAAAACUCUAAUAAUUUCAAGUCACAGCGGGACUCUUAUUCAUGAGCAGAGUGCGCGUAGCGGCGACGUCGCUUCCAAGAAAACUAUCGAGCGUAUAAUUAGUUAGUUUUUAAAUAAUACUUCAAUACUCAUUCGUUAAGUAAUUACUUUAAGUGUAUUGUAUAUAAAAGAUAAUAAGUACCUUGUUGUAUAAGGACACAAAAAGUGAAGCAAAAACAUAAUACAUACUUAUAUGUAUGUGUAAUAUGUAUUUAUACUUAUACUUAUACUAAUAAUAUUAUAAAGAGGUAAAAUUUGUAAGUUUGUAUGUAGGGGGGAAUCUUUGGAAAAACUAGUCGGAUUCUCAAAAUUCUUUCACUUAUUAAUAGCUACAAUGUUCCUGAGUGCUAUAGGCUAUAAAACAUCACGUUACAAUCAAAUGGAGCUGAGCAACGAGUGAAACCGCGCGGGAGUAGCUAAUUUGGUAUAAAAU